GACGCGCUUGGUCAGAACGAGCUGGACUGUAAACAUGGCUCUUAUCUUGUUACGCUCAUCUGGCAACGGUCUCUCAUACUAAAUAUCACCUCGCUGGACGGGUAAUGCUGCACUAUGGGUGUAAAGUCGCUAUGGAACCUCCUGGAACCAGUUGGCCGGCCUGUCCUUCUCGAAACAAUGGAAGGCAAGGCGAUGGCCAUUGAUUCCAGUAUAUGGAUCUACCAGUUUCAGGCUACAAUGCGUGACAAGGAGGGCAGGGGCCUUGUCAACGCCCAUGUCGUUGGUUUCCUGCGAAGAAUUUGUAAACUACUGUUCUACGGAAUCAAGCCUGUUUUCGUCUUCGAUGGCGGUGCGCCUGCUCUCAAGAAGUCAACUAUCGCUGAGCGUAAGCACAAGAAGGCGGGUGCGGCUGCCAGCCAUGUCAAGAUUGCUGAGAGGCUGCUUGCUGCUCAGAUGAGAAGGGAGGCUCUGAAUCAGGUCCAAGGAGCAUCAUCUAAAGGAAAGAAAAGAGAUGGUCCUGUUGUGAUUGACGAGAACACAGUCUAUCUUGAGGAUCUUGAUGUCGAUGCUCCUGUAACCCCGAAGAAGCCUGCUGCUUCAGCACCAACUGAGAGCUCUCCUCCCUCCACGUCAAAGAAGUCUCGCUGGCGCGACCACGACCCAUAUAAGCUCCCAGAUGUUGAUUUGAACGAGGCUAUAGCAAAGGCUACAAGUUCAAAUCCAUCAGACCCUCGUCUUGCCACUGAAGAUGAGCUGCGUGCGUUCAUCGAAGAGAUGCGUCCUGAAGAUUUUGAUGUAUCCUCUCCUGCUUUCCGUGAAUUGCCCACGGAGGUACAAUAUGAAAUUAUUGGUGACCUUCGUCUCAAGUCUCGACAAACGUCAUAUAAGCGUCUGCAGAACAUGCUUCGAAAGGCGAGGACGCCUCUUGAUUUCUCUAAGGAGCAGAUCAAGAAUCUCAAGCAGCGCAAUUCCUUGACGCAACAAUUGUUGAUUACUACCGACACUAUCGGUAAAGCGCAUGUCGAGAUACCCAUUCGUAUUGCGAGCGAACGAAAUAAGCAGUACCUGCUUGUCAAGAAUGAAGGUGCUGAGGGAGGGUGGAUCCUCGGCGUGCGCGACGAAGGUACCCGGUCAAAACCUAUUGAGAUUGACCAAGAUCUCGUGAAGCCAGCUGAUGAGGAGGAGGAAGAGAAUAGUGAGAUGGAGAUGGAGGAAGUCGAAAUUUCUACUCCUAAUACUCCACACGAUCCCGACUUACGAGAAUAUCGGAGAACUAUGGCCCUCAAUGCCCUUGCUGAGCGGUACUCUCCCAAGAAGUUGGCGCCUCUCACAACACAAAAGGUUGUUCACAAGCUUAACACGAAGCCUCUGUUCAAUCUUGACCGAGACGAUCCAGACGCUCAGAUCUUGGAGGAGGAAGACCCCGAAUUGACGGCUGCCAUUGAAGCCUCUGUUGAGACGCAGGAAGAGUUGGACAUGCAGAGAGCCAUUGAGAUCUCCCGCACUGAACGCCUGGCUUCUGACUACCCGGCCGAGACCAACAUUGGGGCUUCAACGUCUCGUUCCCCUUUGGACAACAGUUUUUCUCUGCGAACCCCGUCGAGGCCACCUUCUCCUAGGGUCUGGGCUCAUAGUGUUGAAAAUUCAGACGAUGAAGAUUUAUACACAUCUCCAACCCGGCUGGAGACUGCGCUGUCUAUUGGCGGUGCAAGCAAAAAACCCAUGUCGGGAAGCACAAUGUUUGGUACACCCUCAUUAUUAGUCUCCAGCAGCCAUCAGGGUUUCAAGACAACUUUACCGGAUAACGGUAAUGCCCAAGAUGUAUCAUUCGUGGAGCGUCGAUCUAUGUCCGCUUCUGCAGUCUCUCCACAAAAAGUGUCGCCAACCUCUACGAAGUUACGGCGUGAGAGGGCAACUCCUAUACCGGUUGUUUCUUCGGAUGAGGAGGAAAUGGAUGAAGUCAUACCUCCUGCUACUUCGGAGGUGAUAAUUUCCCAAGAAGCUACGCGACAAAUAUCUCCUCCACCGGUAGAAGUUUCGCCAUCUGACGAAGAUGAAGAUGAGGACAUGGAAGAAGUCGUUCCUCCACCUGGUUCCGUUAUGAACGAGCAACAGGAGAGGUCAAUUUCUGUUGUUUCAAGAACGCUAGGCGUUGAGGUUGAGACCUCGCAAGCGGUCGAUACUUCAAUUCCAUCUCCGGUUGCUUCAGCAUCUCCUGAAUUCGAGGACGUCGCAAGGACGAAUGCCUUUUCUCAUCCUAUUCCCAAUAUUGCACCCGUCAUUUACACUGAAACUGCGAUUGCGACCCCCGACGAAUCUUCUAGCGAUGAGGAGGGCUCACAGCAUUGGUCUGGUUCACCUUCGUUCAAUCAUGCAUUGGACAAUGAAGAUAAACCACUCGAGAAACCUGUACAAGUAGUUGAGGACUGGGAUGCAGCUCAGGAGAUGGAUCCUCAAGCUGAGGAAGGCGAGUAUGUACGCUUCAUGUCCCAAGUCAGAGGCAAGGAUCUGGAGAGCGUCCGAAGAGAGAUCGAUGAUGAGAUUCGAUCGUUGAAUCAACAACGGAAAGCUGCCAUGCGCGACUCAGAGGACAUUACGCAGCAAAUGAUUUCACAAAUCAUGAUGAUGCUACGUUUGUUCGGCAUCCCCUACAUUACCGCACCAAUGGAAGCCGAAGCUCAAUGCGCAGAGCUUCUUGCCCUAGAGCUUGUCGACGGGAUCAUCACCGACGACUCUGACGUGUUCCUCUUUGGCGGAGCGCGUAUCUUCAAGAACAUGUUCAACCAGUCCAAGACCGUGGAAUGCUUCCUAUUAUCCGAUCUUGAACGCGAGCUGGGAUUGGAUAGGGACAAGUUAAUUCGAUUGGCGUAUCUUCUUGGCAGUGAUUACACUGAAGGUCUUCCUGGGGUUGGACCUGUUGUGGCCAUGGAGCUGUUAACCGAGUUUCCUGAUAAGGAUGGCUUGCAUAAAUUCAAAGAGUGGUGGAGAAGGGUACAAAGCGGCAAGGAUAAGCCGGAGGAGAGCGCAAGCAAGUUUCGCAAGCGUUUUAAGAAGCGGUUCAAAGAACUCUUCUUGCCCGAAGAUUGGCCAAACCCUGCUGUGAGAGAUGCUUAUUACCACCCGACGGUCGACCACUCAGAAGAGCCCUUCAAGUGGGGCUUGCCAGACUUGGACGCCCUUCGCGACUUCUUUGGUGCCGAGCUUGGUUGGAACCAAGGCAAAGUUGACGAUCUUCUGCUGCCCAUCAUUCAGAAGAUGAAUAAACGAAGCCAGCAAGGGGCAUUGAACAAACAAGGUAACCUUACGGGCUCCUUCGACGUUCCUUCAGGAGGAGCUGCCCCUCGCAAACGACAAGCGUAUGCAAGCAAGCGUUUGCAGCAGGUUGUUUCCGAAUUUCGAAAGAAGCAGAAGGCUGAAAGUAACGCUCCCUCGCCGGAAAGCAGUUCUGAACAAGAUGACACUGAGCCCAGGCCGAAGAAGAGGCGAAAAGCGAGCGAAACACCAUCGGCCUCAAGCACGAGGAAGAACGGUGGGGUAGAACGUGGUACAGGUCGGGGUCGGGGAAGAGGACGUGGAAGAGGUAGUAAAGCCACUCGGGGUAAGAGGGCUGCAAAGGGUAAGGCUCGGGCUCAGUCAGGGUCAGAGGAAGACGAGUUCAAUGAGAAGUCUCCUGCUGCAGCUGGAGCUAUACCGGAUGCACCCUUGUCUGUAGAGCUUAGACCGCGUCCGAAACCGAGGCCCCGACGAAUGACCGAGGUGGAGAAUGCGAUAGAUUCUAGUUGAUGUCAUGGUCCAACGGACGUAAAAUAAUUGAGACAGAACGGUUCCGAAUCGGACGUUAAAUGGCAGACAGAAUCAGAUAGAUUGGGGGCUAGCGCUACGAGAUACAUCUAUUCACUCCUCUGGUUCUGAUUCAUGCUCGGGGCGGGCCUAUAAGGAAUGCGUUUGGAAAGAGCAAGAUAACCUUACCAAACUUGGGACUUACCUUGUUCUCCUCCAAUCCCCCGAGCUCGUUUACCAGACCUGAGAAUGGAUACUCCCGUGGCACCGCUGGUCUGUCCGGUAUCAAAGCGAACUUGACAACAAGACCAAAAAUCACGAAGCCGAGGACAGCAAUCGAGGAUUGCUUGAGGGCGACGUUUGGAGGAACGAGAGGAAUGUCGGGACCCCACAUGGAAAAGGCCUCCUCGUUCUCAUGCAACUGCACAUAGCAUAUUAUUGUUAACGUAACGUGAUGAAUCCGAUCUUUGAGUAACACAUACGGGCUCUCCAAAGUUACGCCGC
This is a messenger RNA of Somion occarium, 4284 nucleotides long. NCBI's taxonomy places the organism in Eukaryota, Fungi, Basidiomycota, Agaricomycetes, Polyporales, Cerrenaceae. The record is from the annotation of a GenBank genome assembly.